GGCGACGGUCGGUGGGAAGCGGGCGAUGCGGCGAUCCGGGUCGGCUCGGGCGUCGUCGUCGUCGUCGUUGGGGGCCCCGCUGCUGGGCGCGCUGCUGGGGCUUCUGACGCUGGGGCCCGCCGGCCUCGGCCCGCGUCCGGCGGGCGCCCAGUCGGUGUGGACGGCUUGGCUGAACGUGUCGUGGCGGCUGCCGGGCAGCAACGCGUCGGCGUGGAACGCGGACGAGGGCGGCCUCUUCGGGCUGGACUCGCCGGUGCGUCCGGCCGCCGGGCUGGUGGUGGCCCCGGACGCCCGCGAGGGGCUGAACGCCUGCAGCCCGCGGAGCAACUUCUCCGGGGCGCCCGCGCACCAGCCCUGGGUGGCCCUGGUGCAGCGCGGCGGGGGCUGCAUGUUCAGCGUCAAGAUCAACGCCGCCGCCCGGCUCCGAGCCCAGGCCGUGGCCGUCUUCAACUACGACGGCGCCGCCGGGCCCGAGGUGCAGACCAUGACCCACCCGGGUACGGGAAACAUCGUGGCCAUCAUGAUUAGCUACGCCAAAGGCAGAGAAAUCCUCCAGAAGAUUGAAAGGGGCUACCAGGUGACCAUGGCUAUCGAAGUAGGGAAAAAACACGGCUCGUGGAUGAAUAAUUACUCCAUUUUCUUCGUCUCGGUCUCCUUCUUCAUUGUCACCGCCGCCACGGUGGGGUACUUCAUAUUUUACUCCACUAGAAGGCUCCGGGUUGCCAGGGCCCAGAACAGGAGACAGAGACGGCUGAAAGAGGACGCCAGGAAAGCAAUUGGGCAGCUACAACUGCGUACAUUAAAACAGGGAGACAAGGAAACGGGCCCUGAUGCAGACAGCUGUGCGGUGUGCAUUGAAGCGUACAAACCAAAUGAUGUCGUCCGAAUUUUAACCUGCAACCAUCUGUUUCACAAGAGCUGUAUUGAUCCCUGGCUGCUGGAGCAUAGGACCUGCCCCAUGUGUAAAUGUGACAUACUGAAGGCUUUGGGAAUUGAGGUGGACAUAGAAGAGCGAGGAGAAGCGACGCAAGCCCCCACGGCAUCCAGUGAAGCUUCUAACGUCCCUUCGGUUAACGAAGAAGAUAACCACAGCGAGACCGCCUCAUCCGGGUACGCUUCCGUGCAGGGAGCUGAGGAACCGGCUCCGGAGGAGCGUGUUACUCCAGAGAGUGACCACCUCCAUCUUGUCAACGCUUCGCAGAUGCCCGAGGUGGACACGCUGCCCCAUCUUGACAAUCCCGGCUUCGAAGGGGACGAAACCCAAGAGCAGCCGGUGAAAUCCUAGGUGCUGUUUGGCGCAAGACUGCAGAUCUCUCGAGGCAAACCAGCAUCCCAGACCGAUGUAGCAGCAACGUUCCCCUUUGACCACCCUCCCGUGCCCCCCACCCCGAGAUAAAAUACACAAUUUUAAGAUUGCAAGUGUCUGGAGUGGCCUUGCUCAUUCACUUUCUUUCUUUCCUGAAUUAGUCUUCCUUUUUAGUAUUACUGAUUCUUUUGCUUCUGGCUCCAUCCAGGAAAAAGCAUCAAGCAUCCUGCGAACAAGACACCCGAGCAUUCUCACGUUUUCCUGCAGUAGAAACUUCAGCCGUUCAUCCUACAGAAGCAUUAACCCAUCGGAAAAAUACACACACAGACACACACCAAUCUUCAAAUUAAGUUUAAAUUAAUCGAGUUAGCUUUGUUAAAAAUUCUUUUAAAGCUUUCGGGUGUCGAAACCACUGGGGGGGCCGUGCCUGUAUGCUGCUUUUCAGCCCUGGUUUUGAAUCCACCUGGCUUUUAAUGUAAUUUAUGGAGAGGUUUCCCUUUUCUUGGUCUGUUGCAAAUUCCCUCUUGCCGGGUCGUUAGAAUUGCCAAGCAAUUCAGCUUUCAAUCUGGACUGGUAAAAAGACACUGGGGAUAUAUUUCUUUCUCACCCUCUUCGCUGAUUUAUAGAGCAAAUUUUAACACUCUGGGCAUUGUAAAAAUGUUCAAGGGAACAGAAUGCAACUUAUUUUGUACUGGGGUGGUGAUGGUGGAAAGCUGCACAAAAUUCGCCCUGUGAUUUUUGUUUGUUGUUGUUGUUGCAAUCUUAACAAGCUGUCACACGGGCCCAAUGAAUGGUCCAAUUUUUAGUUAGUGCUGCUCUUAACU
This is a messenger RNA of Notechis scutatus (mainland tiger snake), 2130 nucleotides long. RefSeq names its product ring finger protein 128 (gene RNF128). The record is from RefSeq and is a predicted model, not a curated record. Lineage: Eukaryota; Metazoa; Chordata; Lepidosauria; Squamata; Elapidae.